AGCUGCAAAGAGCGGUUCGUUCCGAUGACCGAUGUGUCGGAACGUCUCCGGUCGUUGUGAUACGUGUAGUAUCGUAGUCGGUUGAUUUUUUUAGACUAUUUAGACACAUGACAAAUAUUUCAUUCCUCUAUCUGCAGGAUGCCGAUAUGCAUACCAGCCUCGUGAUGUAUCCUCAUCGCCGGCGACGUUGAUUUUAUAUUUCGUGAAAAUAAUUUCUUAACAUUGACGAGAUUUUAGAAUCUAGAUAGACGAAAUAUUAAUUAUGGAGCGUGGAAAGACCGGGCUCGGAAGAGCGGCAAAAAAUAAGAUCGCUCAACAUCCCUCUGAUUUGUUCGCGUUGGGAUCGAAGAGUUCGCGGAACGACAACUCCGACUCUAAAGGCAGGCCGGGCGUUAUCCAUUCGAAACCAAGCGGCAGUUCUACAUCUGGCAAUGAACGAAAGAAGGAGGCUCCUUCUGGAUCGUCGUUUAUGUACGUCCCGCAGAAGAAGCCCAAGCUGGCCCACGUCGGCGGCUCCCAUCAGCGGCAGCCCUCCUCCAGCGCGGAGGCGUGGGAGGUUUUGAUUAUAGACACCGACCCGGCGGACUUCGUGCCCAUGGCGCUCGAGGCCAACGACAACGACGAGGGCGACAGGGUUAUCGGGAUAAUAUGCGGCGCCAUCAAGACGCUGAAGAAUCAGCGAUGGAAGCCCGACAAUUUGCUCUACAUGGGCCUGCUGUAUCUAGCGAAGAUCCGCCCGUCGAUUUUCUCGAACGACUGCAUACUACACGCGCUGUCGUCCCUCCUGAGGAGGGAUCCGAACAAUCAAAAUAACUACAAGGCCAAAGUGAGCCCGCUGGUCCCUGUGUUAGCUGCGAAUCUCUUGAUGAAAGGUUUCCACGACAAGAAGAACUGGCCGGAAGUGUUCGUGAAGCUGUACGUCGAAGAUGCUCUCGGAGAACGCGUGUGGGUCGACCACGAGGAAUGCAAAGGCUUCGUCGACAAUAUAUUAACGGGUUUUAACACGAGGCAUCCGCCCAAGUCCGUCCUACAGCCGGAGUUCUCGGUACUGAUGCAACGGGAUUGUCCCAGCCCUACUGCGGUGGACGACGAGGAUCCGGCGGCGUCAACGGCAUCGUUGUCCGGGGACAAGGAGAAAAUCGAGUUCCCGGUGGGUCCGCGGUACGCGCAUUGCGUGGAGAAUAUAGAGUCGAUCGUGCUGGAGGCCGUGAAGGAGCAGCUGAACAGACGUCAGGCCGAGACCAUAACGAGAAACUUCCUGAAGCUGCUCUCCUCGGCGUGCGGCUUCGUCGAGAUCCGAAACAUCGCCGUCCCGCGGCUGGAGGUGUGGCUGCACAAUCCCAAACUGAUGAGACCCGCGCAGGAGCUGCUCAUCUACAUCUGCUACAAUUGCACGUCCCACACCCAGCGGGACGUCGAGGUCAUAAGCCAGCUGGUCAAGAUGCGGCUGAAGACGAAGGCGGUGAUCAACCUGUACCUGAACGGCGUCAAGGAGCUGAUCGGCUUGCACCCGGAGAACCUGGCCACCAUGCUGAAGCACACGAUCUACAACGAGCUGUCGAACGCGCGUAAUCCGAACAACAUGCCCGUGCUGGGCAUAAUGUUUCAGACCCUGCCCGAGCAGGCGGCGAAACUGCUCGCGGAGAUCUUUCAGGAUCUGCUGAUGAACCGCGAGGAUUACUUGCGGCCGCUGCGCGCGCUGCUCAGGGAAAUCGUGAAGGUGUGCCGGCACGACAUCAAUCUCAUCGCCUUCGUGCGGACGUUGAUGUCCGAGCGGCCGGACUUGGCUCAGCAGUUGCUGAACUUCGAGUUCAAGGAUCGCAUGUUCGUGUCGAUCGUGGAUCUGCUCUGUCUGUGCGCGCUCCUGGCGAUCAGCCCGCAGGUGAAGGAGGCGGGGACGCUGUCGCAGCGCGCGGACAAGAAGGACGCGGCUCUGCUGCACCAGUUUCAACAUCUCGUGGCGAUGAUACAGCACGAGACCGUGAUGUGGCUGCAAAACUCGGCGCAGCAGAUGUACACCGUCGGGCGGAACGAGCUGCUGCACGCGAUGCACAAGAUCAUGCUUCUCGAGUCGCCCGAGCAGUACUGCAAGCUGGACAAUUGGCCACCCGACUCGGACAGGGUGUUUUACAUACGGCUGGUGUCCGACGUGCCUCUGCUACAGAGUACGCUGUGGAGACUGCUGAUGAUCGGCUAUUCGAAGGACAACGGCAUUACUCAUUCGGAGGCUCUGGAUUUGGCCGAUCUAUUGAUACGGCGAUCAGCGGUCAACUCGACGGAGAGCUUUCCGAUGUUGCAGAUCGAUAAAAUGGACCUGAUCGACCUUAUUUUUAAGCUCUGCAUCUAUCAGCCACCGGGGACAAUAAAUAUACCCGCUGAGUAUGUACCACCGUCAUUGGCGAUAUCCAAUCUCUAUUGGAAAGGAUGGACAAUGUUAUUAAUUUUGGCUGCACACAAUCCGUCCACAAUUGGCGCGCAAGGUUGGAGGCGAUACCCUAUAUUGAGGACACUGAUGGAAAUGUGUAUUACAAAUCACUUCUCAUAUCCACCACCGACCAUGGCCCUGCCGGAGAUCAUGGAGCAGGAACGGGCGAAGGAAAUGCAUGUUGAAAAUAUGGAGAAACAACAGAUAUUGGAGUACGAGUCGCAUUUGGCCGCGGCGUCGACUAGAAUUCAACUAUCGGAGCAGAAUAGUUUUCUGCUGUCGCAGUUGAUCACCAUGGAUCCGACGGGGAUUGCGAGAAGACCGCCGCUAAACAUACUCGAGCAGCUACAGUCGUUGAAUACGUCUCACAGAUUGGGCCAUCUGCUGUGUCGAUCGCGCAAACCAGACUUCCUGCUGGACAUCAUUCAGAGGCAGCAACAGAGCACGUCCCAGAGCAUGCCCUGGCUGGCGGAUCUCGUGCAAAACAGCGAGGGAUCUCUGAGCCAAUUGCCGGUGCAAUGCCUCUGCGAGUAUCUGCUGUCGACCAGCUCGCAGACGGCCGAGAAGCAGCCCAGGCAGCAGCAGUUGCUGGCCCAUCUUCAGACACUGCUGACCGAUCCGAAUCAAGAUCAGCAGCACGCCUAUGAGGUUUUGGAAUAUUUCUUGAGGCGAUUGAGCAGCCAGCAGAGUAGCAGCCGGGUCCAGGCGAUCACCGGGCUCAAGAUGGUUCUGGACUCGAUACCCCUCGAGGACGAGAGUAUGGAAGUGGACGGGGAAAAUGAAAAGGAGACCUGGCUUCUACGAAAAUUACCGUCGAUACCUCACUUCUUAUCAGUACGUUCGCUGGUUUCUACUGCUCUACGUGGUGCUUGCCAGGUUGAGAACAGUCCGGAUCUCGUGCACACUUACAUAUCGUAUCUGGCCGUACAUACCGUCGACGACGAUUUGCCCGACCUGACCGAUUUGGCGAACGAGAUAUCUCAGUUGGUCGUCGAGCGUAGCACCAUUAUCGCGGCCAUCCUGCCUCAAUCUGAAAGUGACAAUCAGCAAGCCAAGCAAACAUUGCACUCCUUCAUGGCAAUUUUCUGCAACUACCUCGAGAAGGCGCGAUCGCCCAGGGGCGAAGGUUACCAGUGGUCUGAGAGCCAAGAUCAGAUUCUGGUCCAGUGGAGCAGCGGCGAGGAGUGCACUAUGCACAUCCUGGUGGUGCACGCCAUGAUUAUACUACUCACCUACGACACGUCCGAGGACGAUCCGUUGUUCGGUAGCUUGCUGGAAACGUGGUUUCCCCUGAAUAUGGAACAGCCGAAGGCCUUCCUCGUUGACACAAGCGAAGAAGCUCUGCUCAUACCCGACUGGCUCAAACUACGAAUGAUUCGAAGUAACGUGCCGCGCUUGGUUGACGCGGCUCUGAAGGAUCUCGAGCCUCAGCAACUGGUGCUCUUCAUCCAGAGCUUCGGGAUACCUGUGUCGUCGAUGAGCAAGCUGCUUCACACGCUCGACGCCGGCGUCCAGAUCGACCCGGGCUCGGUCGGCGAGGCGGUUCUGGACAAGACGUACAUGGCGCAGCUGGUCGAGGUGCAGCACCGAAGGGGCGCCACGGGUGGACUGGUGUUCGUCGAGGUGUUGCAGCUGCUGGAACCGGAACUGCCGGACGAGAGCGCCGUGUCGAUCGGGAAGCUGCAGCAACCGCUGCCGAUCAGCGCGACGGUGCAGAAGCAGUCCGUGAUACAGUGCUCCGUGAAGACCGACGUGCCGCACUUGAUAAACCGGCUGUUCAUCGAGGGCAUCCCGAUGAGCCAGAAGAUGGACGCCUAUCGGCGUUUGCACAAGACCCUGGCGAAGGAUCUGCAGCGAUCGUGCGCGAAGGAGAGCGGCGCGGUGGUGCUGGCGAUACAGCACAUAUGCAGCGUUCUCAGCUCGAUGCAGGUCAAGCAGUUCCUGGCCUCGCUCGUGCACAUGCCGCAGUACUCGUGCACGCUGAUGCGCGUGAUACUGCUGCCGCUCAAGCGGCCGUCGACGUCGAGGCACGUGAUCGAGCUGGCGCGCAACAUGUGCCUGAACCUGAUAUCGCUGAUCGGCGACGUGAAGGCGCCGGUUCUCUCGAUUCUGCGGGACUUCGCUAACGUGCAGCUGACGAAGACCCCCCAGCGCGCGGAGCUGACGAUGCUGAUGCAGAACCGGCACGGCGAGAGCCCCGGCACGAUAUUGGAGGGCACGGAUCCCGUGAAUCUGGAGAGCGUCGGCCGAAGACUGCUGGAUCUCUGUCUGAAGCAGCAGAAGAACGACGACCUGGUCGAGGCUAUGGCGCGAUUGCUGGUCAGCGACAGUAACGAGGGCGCGCUGAAGCCUCGCACAGGUCUGCUGAUCGAUUGGCUGGCCUCCGUGGAGCCCGAGCUGAUCGGCAUCUGUCCGAAUCUCCAAAUGAAGCUGCUGUUCGGGAAGACGAAGGUGCACAUUAGCAUCGACAACAAUGUCGUGAGCUCGCACUCCUGCAGACCUUACUUGCUGACGCUCUUGACGCACAGAGCAAGUUGGACCACCCUGUACAAAUGUGUCGGACACUUGUUAGACAAAUGUGAUGACGGAUACGAUCCUACUGCAGUUCUGGACUUUUUAUGGGCCCUGACCUGCAAUCCGAAGCUGUGGCAGGGCCGGGACAAGUUCACGCCGAAGCAUUACGUUCCUGAGAAUAUUCUGCUGCUGGAGGAACGGCAGUUGCUCAAUCUCGUGGCGUAUCUAGUCUCCGAGGCCGUUAUCAUCUGUAGAGUGCAGAACAGAAACGCCGCCCUGGCGAGGAUGGAUAUCAGGCUCGAUCUACUGUUGCAUUGCAUAUCCACCGAAGACGGCCUGAUUUCUAACGUGGUUAACCAUUUAGCGGAACGUAUGAUGGAUAAUACUGAGUGCGAAUUUUGCAGUUUUAUACAUUUUACCAGGGUUGGGAAGUAA
Molecule: messenger RNA, 5374 nt
Organism: Wasmannia auropunctata (little fire ant)
Lineage: Eukaryota; Metazoa; Arthropoda; Insecta; Hymenoptera; Formicidae
Gene: IntS1
Product: integrator complex subunit 1
Exons: 9
Coding region: 263-5374 (1703 amino acids)
Biological process (GO): U2 snRNA 3'-end processing
Cellular component (GO): integrator complex
Source: RefSeq, a predicted model, not a curated record